AUGAAGGUAAAGGAAGAGCCUGCUACUACUGCGUCCUCCAAUACCAGUGGGUCUAAUGACUUUGUUAAAAAGUUAUUCCAGAUGCUUCAAGAUGAAAAUUACAAGGAUAUCGUCAAAUGGACAGAUUCAGGAGAUAGUUUUGUGGUGAUAAAUACCAACGAUUUUACCAAAGAUAUUCUUCCUCGCCAUUUCAAACAUUCCAACUUUGCCAGUUUUGUUCGUCAACUAAACAAGUACGAUUUCCACAAGGUUAAAAUACUGAAUGAAGAAAAACAACAUUAUCAAUAUGGUGAAGAUGCAUGGGAAUUUCGGCAUCCUGACUUUAGGAUCAACGAUCGAGAUUCCCUUGAAAAUAUCAAAAGAAAGGGUCCUACAGCAAAGAAAAUAUCUCCAUCUUCCAUGUAUGGGAACUCCCAAAAUUCCAACGAGGGCCUAUCCUCUGCCUCUGGAGAGCUUGCUUCAAUCCGUGAGGAGCUCGAAAUGAUGCGCAGAACCCACAAGUCGUUGAUAGUGGACAUGCUGGUUUUGCAAACCAAGUACAGAACGGUAGUUGAAGGACUUGUUGGUCUUCAAAAUGUUAGUGAACGCAACUAUCGGUCUAUGGGCGCUCUCAUAAACACCUUAGUACAAUCUGGGAUCAAAUUACCUCCCCUCGACUUCCCAAACCCUACCCUUUCCAACUUACAACAACCAAAAGUUUUCGACCAGUCCAUGUAUCAACAACCUGUUCAGGCCCCACCAUUGCAUCCACACCGCCCUCAACAUCGUCCGCAACACACUUCCCAACAACCAUCGCUUUCAAGAACUCCCACUGAAGAUGUGAGCCCGCGGCUGCCACAAACGCUUGUGUCUGCUGCUGGGUCUCCGAAUAUACCUGGAAGUGUCAACUCCGUGGGUAAUGCAAUUGCAACCCAUCCACCACCACCAGCCACCACAGCCGGAGAUCAUAAUGGAGAAGUGCCAAUAGUCUCCACCACCAAUCUUCCUAAUCCAAAGUACCACGUUCUUCUCGUUGAAGACGAUAACGUAUGCAUACAAUUGUGCCGCAAGUUCCUUGUGAAGUACGGAUGCCAGGUUACGGUUGUCACUGAUGGUUUAAAUGCCAUAUCAACCGUGGAGCACACCAAAUAUGACCUUGUGUUAAUGGACAUUGUCAUGCCUAAUCUAGAUGGUGCCACGGCCACCAGCGUCAUUCGUAAUUUCGACACAAAAACUCCAAUUAUAGCUAUGACCGGAAAUAUCGAAGAUAACGAUUUGGUGACGUACCUUCAAAAUGGUAUGUCGGAUAUAUUGGCGAAGCCAUUCACCAAAGAUGAUCUCUACUCGAUUUUGAGCAAGUAUUUGUUGGCUCCCGAUGCUUCAACGCCAGUUUCUUCGAAUAUGCGGCAGCUAGCGGGAAUACAAGGACCGGCUCAGCAGAGUUUGAUCCUUCCCGAUGGUGAAGAGUCGGUGACCAAGAAGCCUCGGUUACAAUAG
Meyerozyma guilliermondii ATCC 6260 is the source of this 1476-nucleotide messenger RNA. RefSeq names its product kinase-regulated stress-responsive transcription factor (gene SKN7). The transcript has a single exon. The record is from RefSeq and is a predicted model, not a curated record. Gene Ontology annotation, molecular function: sequence-specific DNA binding; phosphorelay response regulator activity; DNA-binding transcription factor activity. Lineage: Eukaryota; Fungi; Ascomycota; Pichiomycetes; Serinales; Debaryomycetaceae. The coding region runs from base 1 to 1476 and encodes 491 amino acids. Gene Ontology annotation, biological process: regulation of DNA-templated transcription; phosphorelay signal transduction system.